AUGCCUAAGAAAUUUAAAGGGGUAAAUACAAAAGCUGAAGAAGCUAGGUCACGUAAAGAGGCAGCAAAAGCAGCUGAAAGGGAGCGGAAGGAGAAGGAAGAAGAGGAUAAAUAUUGGGAAGAUACCGACAAACAUGUUAUGAGAAAACAGCAAAGAAAGGUUAGUUUGUUGUCAGCUGUGUUUUGACAUGUUACCUGUCUGAAGAAAAUCUAGAGGACACGUCUUGCCUUCUUCUUGUUUCGGGAGACACGUAACAUUAAGACUUAGAAUAGCCUGCCGGUCAUAACAGAAGCUUAAAUUUGAGCUCAAGCAGAUAAAUUACUGAAGAUUAAAAAGUAAAAACGAAAAAAGGGCUUUGACAAUUCUAGUCGUUAGUAAUUAUACGUAGAUUUUACCCGUGCCAAAUUCAAUUAAAUUACAGCUGUAUCACAAAGUUAAACUCAUGUAUACAGGUAUUUCGAGAAAGGUUGUCGGAAAAAAUGUGUACGCGACAAUCCCGAAAGGUAAUAUGGGAUAUGAUCAAUACUAUUGUUUCUUUCCUUUAGCAAUUACAAACGUAAGUCCAUGGCCUCUAGUGCCAUUCUUGCAAAUUUCUUUGAAGAACAGUGAACUCAAAACCACCCACAAUACCUUUCGGCAUUGUCGCGUGCACUUUUUCCGACAUCCUUUCUUGAAAUAGCUGUAUGACAGUUGCCUUUUAGGUAUACUGGCUGGAAGCCAAGAACAAGUGAUUUUAAACUAGAUGUAGUAAAUUUAUGUAUGUUUUUGCUUUUUUUCACCAGGAGGAUAAAGAGCGUAAACGUCUUGAUGCAACACAACGCAAAGCUGCCAAUCAGGAAGCUCUCAAGGCAGAGGAGAGUGAAUUAAAGUCAAAAGCUAGCAGUAUUCCUACAAAGGUGACAGUGGCUUCUAUACAAGCUGAACGUGAAAGGAAGGCAGCACAAGCUGCUGCAGCUGCUGCUAAAAGCCAAAAAGAAGAGGAAGAGAAAGAAGACCUAUUGGAUGAAAAUCCUAACCAGAUGGUAGCUGCAUUGAUGGCAGCAGAAGGUGCUGUAGAAGCACGCUCUGUGGAAGAUGCUAUAGCUGUGUUAAAAGUUGCUGAAACACCUGUGGAUAAACACCCAGAAAAGAGAAUGAAAGCUGCUUAUAAUGCGUAUGAAGAGCGUGAACUUCCUCUGCUUAAAGAAGAAAAUCCUAACUUACGGUUAUCACAACUGAAACAAUUACUCAAAAAAGAAUGGAUGAAAUCCCCAGAAAACCCCAUGAACAUGGUAUAUGCAAAAAAGAAAUAG
Molecule: messenger RNA, 1292 nt
Organism: Porites evermanni
Lineage: Eukaryota; Metazoa; Cnidaria; Anthozoa; Scleractinia; Poritidae
Source: the annotation of a GenBank genome assembly